Molecule: messenger RNA, 1083 nt
Organism: Lepus europaeus (European hare)
Lineage: Eukaryota; Metazoa; Chordata; Mammalia; Lagomorpha; Leporidae
Gene: GPR15
Product: G protein-coupled receptor 15
Exons: 1
Coding region: 1-1083 (360 amino acids)
Biological process (GO): G protein-coupled receptor signaling pathway; immune response
Cellular component (GO): membrane
Molecular function (GO): G protein-coupled receptor activity
Source: RefSeq, a predicted model, not a curated record
AUGGACCCAGAAGCAACACCGGUGUACCUGGAUUAUUACUAUGCUACAGACCCAAGCACCGAUAUCAAGGACUCUGGCUCCCACAUUCCUUACAUAUCUGUCUUCCUUCCCAUCUUUUACACAGCCGUGUUUCUGACUGGAGUGUUGGGGAACCUCGUGCUCAUGGGAGCGCUGCAUUUCAAACGUGGCAGCCGAAGACUGAUCGACGUCUUUAUCAUCAACCUGGCUGCUUCUGACUUCAUUUUUCUUGUUACGUUGCCUCUCUGGGUGGACAAAGAAGCAGCUUUCGGACUGUGGAGGACGGGCUCUUUCCUGUGCAAAGGCAGCUCCUACGUGAUCUCAGUCAACAUGCACUGCAGCGUCUUGUUGCUCACUUGCAUGAGCAUUGAUCGCUACCUGGCCAUCCUGCGCCCUGCCACUUCCAGGAAAUACAGAAGGAGAGACUGCGCCUAUGGAAUCUGCGCCAGCGUCUGGUUUAUCUCCUGCCUCCUGGGGUUGCCUACUCUUCUGUCCAGGGAGCUCACGCUGAUUGAGGACAAGCCAUACUGUGCAGAGAAGAGGGCAACACCAAAUAAGCUGAUGUGGGCCCUGGUGACCUUAAUUUUCACCUUUUUUGUCCCCUUGCUGAGCAUUGUGACCUGCUACUGUUGCAUUACGAGGAAGCUAUGUGCACAUUACCAGCAGUCAGGAAAGCAUAACAAAAAGCUGAAGAAAUCUAUAAAGAUCAUCUUUAUUGUUGUGGCAGCCUUUGUCCUUUCCUGGCUGCCCUUCAAUACUUUCAAGCUCCUGGCUAUCAUCUCUGGAUUGCAGCAAGAACUCUACUUUUCCACAGCCAUUCUUCAGCAGGGCAUGGAGGUGAGUGGACCCUUGGCAUUUGCCAACAGCUGUGUGAACCCUUUCAUCUACUAUAUCUUCGACAGCUACAUCCGCCGGGCCAUCCUGCGUUGUUUGUGCCCUUGCCUGAAGAACCAUGACUUUGGGAACAGCACUGAAACGUCGGACAGUCACCUCACUAAGGCUCUUUCCAACUUCAUUCACGCAGAGGAUUUUGCCAGGAAGAGGAAGAGAUCUGUGUCACUCUAG